AGGUUGUCGGUAAGAAGAUUCCCCGUUGCCAGGUUGAAAUAAUGGAAGGUCCCGUGGAAACAGUCUGUCGUCCUGAAGUUUCCCUCUUGGUUACAUCGAGCUACGAUUGAACCGCAAAUACGUCGAGGAAACAUGUGCAGAUGUUGCGGACUACUAUCGAGUGGAUGACAGGCUCGUCGAGGAUGGACUCGAGCAAGAGACCGGGGACGGUUAGUAGCACUGUCGCGCAGUCCGAGAGUUCAGACUCCAUAGAGGUGGACAAUUCACGUACAGUUUUGCUAAAGAUAGCGACGCUGUAUGCGGAGCGUCUUAUGAACGACAUUUGUCUUGUUGUGGAUGGCGUGGAAUAUCCGGCGCAUCGACUCAUACUCUGUGCUUCUAGCGAUGUUUUCCAAGUGAUGCUGAUGAGUCCGCAGUGGAGCGAGUCUCAGGAAAGCAGGGUGACUCUCCAAGAGACGCCGCAGUGCGCGCCGAUAUUCAGCGAGUUUUUGCGCUAUUUUUACACCGGCCAGAUAAGGAUUAACCAUAGCGUCGUUUUACCGAUUUUGUCCCUCGCCGAUAAGUACAACGUCAAAGAUUUGAUAUCGCUGUGCCUUGACUACAUGCGAAAUCAUGUCGCGCUGGCUGCUAUACACGGCACUCUGGUAUCGUGGCUGCAGUACACGCUGAAUUGUGGGCAUCACGACAUUAGCCAAGCGUGCCAGAACUUCAUCAAGUGGAAUUUGGAGCUUGUGGCCAAGACUGCGGACUUUGGGAAUUUCGAUCUAGAUAUCCUAGUGUCCUUGCUGCAUCAAAGUAACUUAGUUGUAAAAGAUGAGAUGACGCUCUACAAGUGCCUAGAAUAUUGGCUGAGGUAUCAGGCGGGACGUUUGAGAGCGCAGCUGUCGCCGGACGAGUUGGAGGCGACGUUGCAUCAGCUGGUGAUAGCAGUGAUGUCGCCCGUUAGAUUCCCGAUGAUGUCACCGCGACAGCUGGCGGAUUUACUGCUCUCGCCGUUAACGAAGAAGUACAAGGAAUUCUUCGUGGAACGUAUGUCGAUUGGCAUGUCCUUUCAUUCAGGUCAAAUUGACAGAGUGAGAGAAGUCAGCAUGAGCGAAGAGGAUGGUGCGUUGCUGUUUGAACCGAGACUGUACACAGUCGACACAUGUAGCUCGUUAUUGACUAUAGAGAACUUUCACAGUUUGCCAUCUUAUCACAUGAGGACACUUGUAUUUUCUAGUCACUCCAGUUUAGCUGAAUAUGCGGGGGAUAGGGUGUGCGAGUGGGUAGUAGACAUUUAUCCUAAGGGUGUGUGGUUCAAAAAGUUUUUCCUCAUAGUCUGGCAGGGCACGGUGGAGAUGCCCGAGCACGUCAAGCGAUCGGUGAGAUUGUCGUUGACCUGCAAGGAGCCGUUGAAUAGUGACAUGCGUGUGAAAAUUGGAGUUUUAAUUUAUGGCUUGCAAGACGGCGUCGAGCACAUUGCGAGAGUUACCGAGAUUAUUCAUAGAUUCAGUAAGAAGGAUCGCGUCUUGAAUUUGGACGAUCUCCUGCCAUUCGAGGAGCUCAAUCCACAACAGGGUUCGGUAUCGGAAAAUGUCGUAUCUCCAUUUUUAGUGGGCCCCAACAAAGACAUGCUCAAAUUACAUAUUGUUAUAUCGCCAGCGAAUUAACAUUUACAAAGGAAAUCUGCGAUGCGAAAGCGUUGCUGAGAGUGUCGGGAAAUCAAUGUUAAUAAUGAUUAUUUUUUUAUUGGUUUAUCCUACGUUUUCACAGGAAAUUCAAUAAGAGUAUAUGAAUGUUAUAUUGCAGAGUGUUUUGUUUUACACAAUUACACUUGUUUCCUUUCUCUCUUUUUUACAUAUAAUAAUACGAAAAAAUAUUUUUCCAUAUAUAAAACAAUAUUUAAAAUAAUAUGAAAUAUUCGUUAUAUUAUCAUAAAUUGUGUACAUUUACUGCAUACGUUCCUGAAUAUUUUAUUUCUAAAGCCCGGUUUCACCAACGUUGUUCAAGCUUAGCUUAAUUUGUUCUUUGUCUCUUUCCAACUGUUACUUUAGAGAGAGACAAACAUGAAUUAAACUAAGAUUACAGUUAAGCGACGCUUGGUAAAAUCUGGUCUAAAUUACAUAUAUAAAUUGACUGAUUUAGAAAUGUAAAACUAUUUCUAUUUAUUUGCUUCUAUAAUGAGGUAUAUGUACGUUACAUUGCAACUAUAACAUAUCAAAUGCAAUGUACUUCAGUAAAAAGAAAAACUCAGUAAAAAAAAAGAGGAAAACUUAGUCCCCGCUGUUGUACUGUAAGUAUUUAAUUCUAUGAAGUCAUAACAAUGUAAACUCCUAUUCCUACAAUUUUGUCUGUUUGUAUGCUGUUUGUAUGAGUGCAUAUAUUGUAUAAAUUAUAAUUGAGAUACAAAUGUAUAAGUUGGCGAGGCUACUAUAAUAUAUACGAGUAUAACAUUGUGCAGAAAGCGAGCGCAUUUUAUGGACGUAGGUAUGCGUUAAUAGGCUUGUAUGUUAAUCGUGUUCCGCAAACUGACAUUUUCGUAAUGACAGAUGCAAUCGUCUGUGGUGCCCAGAAAGAUGAGAGGAACUUUUUUAAAGUAUCACAUAGAAUUUGCGAAUAUUCAGUUUUCUCCUUGAAGAGAAGAAGAGAAAAAGCGUUAAGGAGAGUGGUUGCUGAAAUAAAAAUGACAAAAAUAAAUUCAAAUUUAUAGAAAAUAUUCAUUUAUGGAAAUCUGUCCCCCAUGCGAUAGUUCAAGACGAUUGUCUACAUGGUUGUCGAAUAAUUAAUUAUUAAAGUUAUACUAUUGCACAUGGCCAUAGCAAAAGUAUUACGAUAUCUGUAAUUUACUUCUCGAAAGCAUGUUAAAAAUGAUAAGAACUUUAACAUGUAUAUAAUAUAUAUAAUAUACAUUAUUUUAAUAUAUAUAU
This is a messenger RNA of Vollenhovia emeryi, 2906 nucleotides long. RefSeq names its product BTB/POZ domain-containing protein 17 (gene Tango10). The transcript is spliced from 3 exons. Bases 141 to 1649 code for a protein of 502 amino acids. The record is from RefSeq and is a predicted model, not a curated record. Gene Ontology annotation, molecular function: protein binding. NCBI's taxonomy places the organism in Eukaryota, Metazoa, Arthropoda, Insecta, Hymenoptera, Formicidae.